Molecule: messenger RNA, 936 nt
Organism: Argentina anserina (silverweed cinquefoil)
Lineage: Eukaryota; Viridiplantae; Streptophyta; Magnoliopsida; Rosales; Rosaceae
Product: ras-related protein RABH1e
Exons: 6
Coding region: 92-715 (207 amino acids)
Biological process (GO): vesicle-mediated transport
Molecular function (GO): GTP binding; GTPase activity
Source: RefSeq, a predicted model, not a curated record
AACACGCUUUCUUUUUUUCAGUUAUAUUCUUCUUGUUCCUCUCUAGCUCUGAGAUUCAGAUCCAAAAAAAGCAAGAGAAGAAUCACGAAAAAUGGCGUCGGUGUCUCCUCUGGCCAAAUACAAGCUCGUCUUCCUCGGCGAUCAGUCCGUCGGCAAAACCAGCAUCAUCACCCGCUUCAUGUAUGACAAAUUCGACACAACCUAUCAGGCUACGAUUGGGAUUGAUUUUCUGUCGAAAACUAUGUACCUCGAAGAUCGGACAGUUCGUUUGCAGCUCUGGGAUACGGCAGGGCAAGAGAGAUUUAGGAGUCUCAUUCCAAGCUACAUCAGGGAUUCUUCUGUCGCAGUAAUUGUCUAUGAUGUAGCGAAUAGACAGUCAUUUCUGAAUACUAAUAAAUGGAUCGAAGAAGUACGGACUGAACGGGGUACCGAUGUCAUUAUCGUGCUUGUUGGGAACAAAACUGAUCUUGUUGAUAAGAGACAAGUUUCUAUAGAGGAAGGAGAUUCCAAGUCACGAGAGUUUGGAGUCAUGUUCAUAGAAACCAGUGCCAAAGCAGGGUUCAAUAUCAAGCCACUUUUCCGUAAGAUUGCUUCUGCGUUGCCGGGGAUGGAAACCCUUUCCUCCACAAAACAGGAAGAUAUGGUUGAUGUAAACCUCAAGCCCACUGUCAAUUCAUCAAAUGCAGAUCAACAAGGAGGAGGUUGUGCAUGCUAGGCUAUUUGUUUUACUGGAAAGAAAAAAGGAAAGGCAGUUUAGUAUAAUGACUAUAAUCCAAGUGGGGAGCCAUCAUAGAUCCGAUUUAAGUACAAGCUAUUGGUUUAUCAGCUUAGUGCAUUCUGUUCCAUUUGUGUAAUGAGGGUUGUGUUAAAGUCUUCAUAGGAAAACUGAAGGUAGCAAUUGUUCCAUUUGUGCUAAUUUACUAAAUUGUGACGAUU